UUCCGGUGGUGAAUGUCCUUGUAGUGGAAACGAAAAUGGGGUACUGGGACCUACAAGAGGGUAAAGACUGCGUUGAAAAGACAUGGAUCACCACCAAAAUAGGCACUGCUAUAGGUCUUGUUGGUUCAGCGUAUCACAUCGUAGCGUUCCAGCCUGACUCUGCACUGGCAGCUCUGCAGAGGGCCACCAGCGGAACCGUCACCAUGGCCACACUGGGGGCUAUCUUUGGAAUGACAACAUGUCUCAGUGCUCAGGCUCGUGAUGCUCCAGAUGACCCCUUGAACUACUUCAUUGGAGGCUGUGCUUCAGGCGUGUUCCUUGGAGCCAAAACCCACAGUGGUCUAACAGGUACAUCAGCCUGUCUCACUCUGGGAACGGUGGCAAUGUUCACUAAGAUAGGCAAGAUGGAGGGAUGGAGGCUAUAUGGACCCCCCAAACUCUAAGGAAAAUGAGGAGGACAGAAAGAUGUGUACAUGCUGUAUGUUGAGUUUUACUGGAAUAAAAUCUUCUAAAAUGA
This is a messenger RNA of Lampris incognitus (smalleye Pacific opah), 517 nucleotides long. RefSeq names its product NADH:ubiquinone oxidoreductase subunit A11 (gene ndufa11). The record is from RefSeq and is a predicted model, not a curated record. Gene Ontology annotation, biological process: mitochondrial respiratory chain complex I assembly. Lineage: Eukaryota; Metazoa; Chordata; Actinopteri; Lampriformes; Lampridae. The transcript is spliced from 4 exons. Bases 36 to 443 code for a protein of 135 amino acids.